Molecule: messenger RNA, 1333 nt
Organism: Pyrus x bretschneideri (Chinese white pear)
Lineage: Eukaryota; Viridiplantae; Streptophyta; Magnoliopsida; Rosales; Rosaceae
Product: ethylene-responsive transcription factor TINY-like
Exons: 1
Coding region: 417-1250 (277 amino acids)
Biological process (GO): regulation of DNA-templated transcription
Molecular function (GO): DNA-binding transcription factor activity; DNA binding
Source: RefSeq, a predicted model, not a curated record
UCAAUAGAACAUGUAAAACGAUGGGUUAAAAGGGGGGAAGUCAGGCCAACCCGGCGUUGUUGGGUGGUCACAUAACACAGAAGCCCCACGUUUUAACCUUCACAUCUCUCUCUCUCUCCCUUCCUCUACUAAAACCCCUCCUCCAUUUGCUCUUCUUUCUCAAUUCCCGUUCUUCUACCUUUCCCCAUCUCCCUCACUCACUCACACACGCAACAAACACGCACACUCUCCAACUCUCUCUCCCUCUCUUCAGUCUGAUAUAACAACUCAGUCACACUGCCUGAAGCUCAAAAAAGCCAACUCCUUUCCACUUCCAAAACGCAUUCUAUUUAUAGCAACCAGAGAACGAAACGAAAGCUCCAAUCUUUUUCCGUGGUUUCUAUUUUUAGCACUUCAGUGAGACACCGUACUCAACAAUGGCUGACCCAACUCACUCAGAGAACGAGUCAAGCUUUAACUCGUCCUCACCCUCUCCAACUUCCCCGUCCUCAUCUGGGUUUUCCCAGUCCAUACCUAACUCGGGUCUAAACCAACUACCGGUAAGGUCCGACUCGCCCGGACCGGAUCAGAAGCGGGCCAAGCGAGCCAGAGAAACCAGCAGCAAGCACCCGGUUUACAGAGGGGUCCGCAUGCGGACAUGGGGCAAGUGGGUGUCCGAAAUCCGCGAGCCCCGGAAGAAGAAUCGGAUCUGGCUGGGCACAUUCUCGACACCUGAAAUGGCCGCGCGUGCUCAUGACGUGGCGGCCCUGACAAUCAAAGGCAACUCGGCGAUCCUCAACUUCCCCGGACUCGCCGGGUCGCUGCCCCGACCCGAUUCGAACUCGCCCCGGGACAUCCAAGCCGCGGCUGCCAAAGCCGCUUCCAUGGAGACUCUAAACCCGCCGCCGCUGCCACCACCGUUGCAUUCGUCUUCGUCGUCGUCAGCAUUGUCACAGUCCUCGUCAUCAUCCUCAAUGGUGGGUACAAGUACGAGCGGGGACGCGGGAACGCCAGAGGAGCUGGGGGAGAUAGUGGAGCUGCCGAGCCUGGGGACGAGUUACGAGUCGGCCGAGUCGGGGAGCGAAUUCGUGUUUGCUGACUCGGUGGAGGGGUGGCUGUAUCCUCCGCCGUGGUGGCACAACAGUUAUUUGGAGGAGGAGUAUGGGUAUAAUAAUCUAAUCAACAGUAUUAUUAGGGAUGAUCAAAUGUUAAUGUCUGAGCCACCAGCUGCCGAGUGUGUUGGAGUCGAGGCCUUCUUGUGGCAACAUUAAAUAUCAACCGUUGGAUCUUAUUUUCUUGUUUGUUGAGUUCAUUUAAAGCCCUUUUUAAUUUUAUUUUUAAUUUUCUUAGGAUA